CUGUUGAUGACGUGUUUCCUGUUCCGCCUUUUGUAUAUAAAUUCGUGCGGAACGGAAUGCUAUGUCUGUUCCUGCGGAAGGUGGAAAGCUAAUAGUACUACUAAGAACACAUGGCUGUGAGAAUUUUUUUGGGCGUCUUUGGAAAAAUGGAUGGAAUCUACACUUUGGAACCAGGGUCACUAGGUGAAGCAACAUGAUCAAGAUCAAUGGCAUUGGUUGGUGUGCCAACACUCUUCCUGAGAACCAGGGUGACUUUGCGUGAUGCAUCGUAAUCGGGAUCAGUGAAACUGGUUGCUGGACCAACAAUCAGCAGGACAUGGACAGUCGUCAGAAUAAGUGUGACUGAGUGAAGCAACAUGAUCAAGAUGAAUGACAUUGGUUGCUGUGCCAACAAUCUUCUUGAGAACCAGGGUGACUUUGCGUGAUGCAUCGUAAUCGGGAUCAGUGAAACUGGUUGCUGGACCAACAAUCAGCAGGACAUGGACAGUCGUCAGAAUAAGUGUGACUGAGUGAAGCAACAUGAUCAAGAUGAAUGACAUUGGUUGCUGUGCCAACAAUCUUCUUGAGCACCAGGGUGACUGAGUGAAGCAACAUGAUCAAGAUGAAUGACAUUGGUUGCUGUGCCAACAAUCUUCUUGGGAACCAGGAUGCUCAUUGUGGGUCGGGUUAACAAGAGGCCAUUGACAGGACUACAACUGCUGUGGUGCAAACGAUGAUUGGAUGUGUCAACACUGUAUGUUGUUACAGAAUAAAGAUCAUAUUUGUACUAACUAAAAGUUGAGCUCUGUUUUUAAACCACUGCUGUAAGAUGUUCUAGCAGCAUAAGAAACUUAAUAUUAAAAAUGAGAGAAAAGAAGACUCAUUUACUACAAAAUGGAUUGCAACUUUUUAGCCUACACAUUUAAGAUGAUAGCUAUAAAUGUUCAAUAAAAAAUUGAAGUUCAGUAAAUGGUCAAAGAUAAUGAUUGUUUUGCAGCUAGUAAUGGGGUAAAAAGCCUUAAACAAAUGGAUCUAAGAUAUUUAAAAAAAUGCUCAGUAUUAAUCAAAAACCCUAGUGCUGGUCUAAAAACAAACAAAUACUGAUUUUUCUUUCUCUGUGCAUUUAAAUUUACUGAAUCUACUGGUCCAAAUAAAACAAAAAAAUGUCCAGCUGUUGUUCCCAGGGCCAGAUCUUUUGUGCCUCUACUCUUUAAAAACUGAGAAAAAUAUAUUUAGGAGACUUGUAACUGUUACGUAAGCGAGACAAAAACGCCACAGAUACAAAAGCUGGCGAUUGGGCUUACUUUGCAGCUUUAGUAUUUUGAUACUUUACGGGGUACGUAACCGGAAGUAGCCCCUGUCCUGUCUGUGUUAAUAGCUAACAGGUACCCACCGGCUAAUUGAGUGAUACAGGAACACAAAGAAUACGGUCAGAUGGCGGGCGUUCACCCUCAGGACGACCUGCUGAAGAUGACACAUAGAGAAAACUGGAAGGUGCAGCACGAGCGUCUGCACGUGAAGCACAGAGGCCACGAGGCCAUGCACGCUGAGAUGGUGCUGAUCCUGGUGGCCACGCUGGUGGUGGCUCAGAUAGUCCUGGUGCAGUGGAAACAGCGCCACCACCGCUCGUACAACCUGGUGACUCUGGUCCAGAUGUGGGUGGUCCCACUUUACUUCACCAUCAAACUGUACUGGUGGAGGUUCCUGUCCAUGUGGGGAGUGUUCUCUGUCAUCACGAGCUACGUCAUCUUCAGAGCCACACGCCGACCUUUGUCCUGUAGGACACCCAGGUUUGACAUGUUAGCGGUAAACAAAAAUAUAUUCACAAAGCUUUGUUUUUUGAAAGCACAGGAGAAGGGAAAGUCUACUUGGCAUUUCUGCCUUUUUUGCAGGAUGGUGUACAAGUGGUUCUUGCUGAUCUACAAGCUGAGUUAUGCAGUUGGAGUCCUGGGUUACCUCGCCAUCAUGUUCACCAUGUUUGGCUUCAAUGUCUUCUUCAGAAUCAGAGCAGAAGACUCGAUGGACGUCGGCGUGAUCAUGCUCUUCUACGGCCUCUACUACGGCGUCAUGGGCAGAGACUUUGCUGAAAUCUGUUCUGACUACAUGGCUUCUACACUAGGCUACUACAACAAAGGAGGCCUUCCCAGCAGGAGUCUGACCUGUGACAUCUGUGCUGUGUGUGGGCAGAAGAUCCUGGUGGACGUGGAGGAGGAAGGCUUCAUCGAGGACACCUACCAGCUGUCCUGUGGACACAUAUUUCAUGAGUUCUGCAUUCGUGGCUGGUGCAUUGUGGGUAAGAAGCAGACAUGCCCGUUCUGCAAUGAGAAGGUGGACUUAAAGCAGAUGAUGAACAACCCCUGGGAGAAGACUCACGUCCUUUAUGGUCAGCUGCUGGACUGGCUCAGGUACCUGGUGGCCUGGCAGCCCAUUAUCAUUGGUAUCGUUCACGGUAUCAACUUUUCACUGGGCCUGGAAUAAUGCCCUGAGGGACACCGUCUGUACUGCCCUGCAGCCAACGUUUCAGGUCAGAUCCUUCAGCAGUCCGAGGGUCCGACCUUCUUGGGACGUCCGUGAUGUUCCGAGGAAUGUGAAGGAACCUGUGACUCGGAGUCUGCUGCUCUUGUUGCUGCUGCCACUCCUGCUGCCGCUGCUGCUGCUGCUGCUGCUGCUGCUGCCCCUGCUACAGUAUAUGAUCAGAUCCAGAUUUAGACUGGAUGUAGAAAACCUGCGACAGUGCCGCACUUAACUAUGUAUUUCAAAGGUGCCAAACUUUUAAAGUCUUUAGUUAGACUUUUAUUCUGUACAUUUCAGUCAGAAAUCAACCAAAAGCUUUCAGGGUGUGACAAAAAACUAAAUUAAAUUCCAUACCUGAUACUGACCUGAGUUGUUGAUACAUUGAAGCACUUGAAGUAUUUAUGUGUCUUAAGGAAAGAUCCUUAAGUUAAAGAUGUUGUUACAAACCCCAGGAAUAGGGAUCUGACUGUUCCUUGGUAAAACUUUACAACCUUUGAUUUUUAUUUAUUUAUUUAUUUUUUUACCAGAUCAUUGUUGCUUUAUUUCAAUGGUUGCUGCUGCUUUUACUUGAAUAUUAACCUUAAUUUAACAAGUUAAGUUUUAGUUUUGAAAUUUUAUUUAUUAAAUAUUUGAAAACCAAUUUCCUAGGAUCAAGUUUUUUUUAUUAAACCUAUUCUCCAUCACGGCAAAGACAAUAGAGGCAAUGAGCAAUUUUGGCUAACCGCACCACAAGUUCUCUCAAUCUGAUUAGGGCUUGGAUACCAUUGAAACCAGUCUUAAAAGCGUUUGCUGUUUGUUCUUUUUUCACAGUAAAUUGAAAUUUUCUAAAUUAUAACCAAACAACACAAAUGUCCCCAAAGAAAAUCUAAAUUUUGGGGCUGCUGUGUUGUUGUUGUUGCAUUAUCUCGUUAGUUUGUGUCAUAGAAAUGAAUCAAAGCACAGAUCACACAUUAAGAUUUACUGAUUGGUUCGCAGCAGAUCACAGACUGCUGUGAUGUUUAUUCACUGACCUCCUGUAUGGACUGUGGUAUGAGAAAGGUAUAAAAUAGAAAAGGCCAUAGAAAGAUAGAAAAAGGUGGUGAAACAAACGUUCUCUCCCUCAGUGGAAUUUUCAGGUUCUUCCUCUGUUUUUACCAUGUUUGUGAAGCCAAUGAAAUCAAAUAAAUUGAGCUGUAAUUUUAUAUCCAAACAGCAAAGACAUUUUUUGUCUUCUUGCUUCUUACUCUUGGGUUUCAUUUGGUUCAUUUUUUGUAUUUGUCUAAACAACAUCUAAGCAAUUUUUGUUUCCUUUUUAUAAUAAAUGUUUUACUUAUCAUAUUUGCUACACAAUUGAUUAACCUUGAGCUUUUUCUGUUGAUUUUUGUCUUCAGGUCAUCAGGGCUCUACACUGGUGGGGUUUUUUUUUUUAAGGAACACAUGUUUUAAGUUUUUUUUUUUUGUUGGUUUUUUAAAGUCAAAUAUUUGAGGGGGGAGGAGUGAUCCUCCAAAGACAUGCUGUCAGUCAUAUAUCAUUUUUUGUUUUGACUUGACCUCACUUUAACAUAUUUAAUCCUCUGUGUUCUGAAGCAGUUCAAAUCAGUCUGAUGCUUGAUUAUGGUUGUAUUACCAUCGUUAUACAAUCACAAUGAUUUACCUUGGUUCUUUUUGCAAUGAAUGCAUAUAAUGAACAGCAAGUGUGAUAUUUUCCUUUAGACUCUUCUGGUGAAAUUAAAAAAAGUAAACACGGGUAAAUAAAAAGAGCAUUAUAGUGUCAUUCUGGAAUGUCUGAACAUAAGUUUAAUACGUUUCUUUUAACCAGCUUCAGCCUUU
This is a messenger RNA of Cynoglossus semilaevis (tongue sole), 4302 nucleotides long. RefSeq names its product ring finger protein 175 (gene rnf175). The transcript has 16 exons. Gene Ontology annotation, molecular function: ubiquitin protein ligase activity; metal ion binding. The coding region runs from base 1414 to 2457 and encodes 347 amino acids. Gene Ontology annotation, cellular component: Golgi membrane; endoplasmic reticulum membrane. The record is from RefSeq and is a predicted model, not a curated record. Gene Ontology annotation, biological process: ERAD pathway. NCBI's taxonomy places the organism in Eukaryota, Metazoa, Chordata, Actinopteri, Pleuronectiformes, Cynoglossidae.